Messenger RNA from Callorhinus ursinus (northern fur seal), 2064 nucleotides. It is a transcript of the gene CLPTM1L, whose product is annotated as CLPTM1 like. The record is from RefSeq and is a predicted model, not a curated record. Lineage: Eukaryota; Metazoa; Chordata; Mammalia; Carnivora; Otariidae. Gene Ontology annotation, cellular component: membrane; endomembrane system.
GGGGCCCGCGGCUGCGAGGCGGGCCGGGCGGGGCCGAAGUGGGCGCCGCGCUCGGCCCGGGGGGCGGCGGCGCCAUGUGGAGCGGCCGCAGCUCCUUCACCAGCCUGGUCGUGGGCGUGUUCGUGGUGUACGUGGUGCACACCUGCUGGGUCAUGUAUGGCAUCGUCUACACCCGGCCGUGCGCCGGCGACGGCAACUGCAUCCAGCCCUACCUGGCGCGGAGGCCCAAGCUGCAGCUCAGCGUGUACACCACCACGCGCUCCAGCCUUGGCGCCGAGAACAACGUGGACCUGGUGCUGAACGUGGAAGACUUUGACGUGGACUCGAAAUUUGAGAAGACAGUUAAUGUUUCUGUACCAAAGAAAACUAGAAACAACGGGACGUUGUAUGCCUACAUCUUCCUCCAUCAUGCUGGCAUCCUGCCAUGGCAUGACGGGAAGCAGGUGCACCUGGUGAGCCCUCUGACUACCUACAUGGUCCCCAAACCGGAGGAGGUCAAUCUGCUCACUGGGGAAUCUGCUACGCAGCAGAUAGAAGCAGAGAAGAAGCCACCAAGUGCCCUGGACGAGCCUGUUUCUCACUGGAGACCAAGACUAACACUGAAUGUGAUGGUGGAUGACUUCGUCUUUGACGGGGCCUCCUUGCCUGCCGAUGUGCAUCGGUACAUGAAGAUGAUCCAGCUAGGGAAGACCGUGCACUACCUCCCCAUCCUGUUCAUUGACCAGCUCAGCAAUCGGGUAAAGGACCUCGUGGUCAUAAAUCGCUCCACCACCGAGCUGCCCCUCACCGUGUCCUACGACAAGAUCUCGCUGGGGAGGCUGCGCUUCUGGAUCCACAUGCAGGACGCUGUAUACUCCCUGCAGCAGUUCGGGUUUUCGGAGAAAGACGCCGAUGAAGUCAAAGGCAUUUUUGUUGACACCAACUUGUAUUUCUUAGCGUUGACCUUCUUUGUCGCAGCAUUUCACCUUCUGUUUGAUUUCCUGGCAUUUAAAAACGACAUCAGUUUCUGGAAAAAGAAGAAGAGCAUGAUUGGAAUGUCUACCAAAGCAGUGCUCUGGCGCUGCUUCAGCACGGUGGUCAUCUUCCUGUUCCUGCUGGACGAGCAGACGAGCCUGCUGGUGCUGGUCCCUGCGGGCAUCGGUGCCGCCAUCGAGCUGUGGAAAGUGAAAAAGGCCUUGAAGAUGACCAUUCUUUGGAGAGGCCUGAGACCCGAGUUCCAGUUCGGCACCUACAGCAAGUCGGAGAGGAAGACGGAGGAGUACGACGCUCAGGCCAUGAAGUACUUGUCCUAUCUGCUGUACCCUCUGUGCAUCGGGGGCGCCGUCUACUCCCUGCUGAACAUCAAAUAUAAGAGCUGGUAUUCUUGGCUCAUCAACAGCUUCGUCAACGGGGUGUAUGCGUUCGGCUUCCUCUUCAUGCUGCCCCAGCUCUUUGUGAACUACAAGAUGAAGUCGGUGGCGCACCUGCCUUGGAAGGCCUUUACCUACAAGGCCUUCAACACCUUCAUCGAUGAUGUCUUUGCCUUCAUCAUCACCAUGCCCACCUCCCACCGGCUGGCAUGCUUCAGGGACGACGUGGUGUUCCUUGUGUACCUUUACCAGCGAUGGCUUUAUCCCGUGGAUAAGAGCAGGGUGAACGAGUUCGGGGAGUCAUACGAGGAGAAGCCCCCGCGGAAGGCCCACGCAAACUGAGUCGCCGCCCAGGCCAUGUGGGGUCGGCCACUGCGCAGCAGAGCUGGGUUGUCAGCUGAGUAUUUUGGGAUGCUUCUGGUGGAAAUCCCUGGACAUUACAUCUUCCGCAUUGCCAAAACCUGAACGUUUCCCGUCACCUCUUGAGUCCCUUUGUGUUGUGGUUGAGAAGGGUCCUAGCAGGCAGACACUCGCCCGCGCACCAGGCUUUGACCGUGGGCAGUGCGCGCUGUGAGUGCUCGAGUGGCUCUUUAAAUCCAUUCCUUAGAGACUGGGAUCAAAUGGCUUUUUUCCUUUUUGUUUAAAAUUUGACUAUUUUAAAAAGCUUAAUGUAUGUAUGUUUCUAUUUUAAAAUAAAUUUCUCUGGCUGUAACGU